This is a messenger RNA of Sorex araneus (European shrew), 701 nucleotides long. Its product is annotated as cathelicidin-1. The transcript is spliced from 4 exons. Gene Ontology annotation, cellular component: extracellular region. Gene Ontology annotation, biological process: innate immune response; defense response to Gram-positive bacterium; antimicrobial humoral immune response mediated by antimicrobial peptide. Gene Ontology annotation, molecular function: lipopolysaccharide binding. Bases 1 to 516 code for a protein of 171 amino acids. Lineage: Eukaryota; Metazoa; Chordata; Mammalia; Eulipotyphla; Soricidae. The record is from RefSeq and is a predicted model, not a curated record.
AUGUAUAAAGGAAGUUUCUUGGGCCAGGGAGAGGCAACCUUGGAAACCAUGGGGACCAACCUGGGAGGAUGGUCACUGCUACUCUUGCUGUUGGGCCUGGUGAUCCCUCCAGCCUCUGCCCAGGCCUUCAGCUAUGAGGAGGCCAUCCUCCAAGCUGUGGAUGCCGUCAACGAACAGUCCUCAGACACCAAUCUCUAUCGAUUCCUGGAGCUGGAUGAGGAGCCCACGGGAGACAAGGACCCCAACACCCCACAGCGCAUCAGCUUCCUGGUGAAGGAGACGGUGUGUCCCAAGACAGCCCAGACGCCACUGCAGCAAUGUGACUUCAAAGAGAAGGGGCUGGUGCAACGUUGUGAGGGGACAUUCAUCCUGGCCCAGGUCGAUGGAUCCUUCAACAUCAACUGUGACAAGCUGCAGGAAGCGCACCUGUUCAGGGGCCUGGGAGGACUCAUCAGGAGAGGAGCACGGAAGAUCCGCAAAGGACUGGGGAGAAUUCGUCGGAGAUUCGGGUUCUAAAUCUUCAGCUGAGAGUAGUGUCCUAAGGUUUGCUGAGAUUCUGGAGUCUGGAAAAUAAAUUCUUAGGAAAGCAAUCUCUUCCAGGCUUUGAUUCCACUUGUCUUGCUUUUCUCACAUAUUGCUAUUACCUAUUACUUGCUUAGUACUAUUACUUAAAGGGUGGGGUGGGGGUGGUUGAAGGCAUA